Messenger RNA from Saprolegnia parasitica CBS 223.65, 1088 nucleotides. RefSeq lists its product as hypothetical. The transcript is spliced from 3 exons. Lineage: Eukaryota; Oomycota; Saprolegniomycetes; Saprolegniales; Saprolegniaceae. Gene Ontology annotation, cellular component: membrane. Gene Ontology annotation, molecular function: ATP hydrolysis activity; ABC-type transporter activity. The record is from RefSeq and is a predicted model, not a curated record. Bases 1 to 1071 code for a protein of 356 amino acids.
AUGGCCGGCGAGUUUGUCGCGCUCAUGGGUCCGUCCGGCGCCGGCAAGUCGUCGCUCCUCGACAUGGGUCGACGUCGGGACGAUAUCUUUUACGCAACGCUCACGGUCGAAGAGCACGUUUUCUUCCAAGCCGAGCUCCGCAUGGGCAAGCACUUUUUAAGUUUCGCGACGGAGAUUCUGACCAACCCAUCGCUCCUCUUUGCGGACGAGCCGACCUCGGGUCUUGAUUCGGUCAUGGCCGAGUCGGUCGUUCUGCAGCUCCAAAAGCUCGCGCGCGAAGGUCGUACAGUCAUUGCGACGAUCCACCAGCCGUCGUCCGAGCUCUACCCACUCUUUGACAUCCUCUACUCGGCGUCGAAGCUCCAGUUGGCCGACACGAAAUUCGACCUCGAUGGCAUGCUCGGGGCGACGAACGACAGUGCGACGUACGAAGCAACGCACCUCGGGCUCGCCGGUCAGCUCCGCGUGCUCUGCAAGCGCAACGUGACGCGGCUCGUUCGCGACAAGAUCGCGUUCGGUGCGCGCGUUGGGCAGACCAUUUUUACGUCGGUCUUUGCGAGCCUCAUCUUUUGGCAGCUUCAGCUCUCGCAAACCAGCGUCCAGUCGUUCACAGGCGCGCUCUUCUUCGUCUCGACCAACCAAAUGUUUGGCGCCGCGACGCCCGAAUUCGUCGCGGUGCCCACGGAGCUCCCGCUCAUGCAGCGCGAGUACGACUCGGGCAUGUACCACGCGUGGGUGUGGUACCUCGCCAAGAACGUUAGCGAGCUCGCAUUCCAAAUCGUUUUCCAGUUGCCCUUUGUCAGUCUACUUGAUGGUCGGCUUUGGCGCCUCGAAUGCGACACUCUCUUCUCCAUGUACGUGUUCAUCGCGCUCAUCACGAGCGUCGCGACGGCGCUCGGCUACAUGGUGUCAUGCGUCGACAAGAAUGCGGACGUUGCCAACAUCCUCGGCAUCCUGCUCUUGCUGCCGUGUGUCAUUUUUGGCAGCCUCUUCCUCAACUCGGACGACAUUCCCGUCUACUUUAAAUGGGCCGAAUUCCUCAUGCCACUCAAGUACGGUUUCGUGGCAUGAGCCGUGCUUUCUGAAAC